Molecule: messenger RNA, 2868 nt
Organism: Andrographis paniculata
Lineage: Eukaryota; Viridiplantae; Streptophyta; Magnoliopsida; Lamiales; Acanthaceae
Product: probable methionine--tRNA ligase
Exons: 17
Coding region: 75-2495 (806 amino acids)
Biological process (GO): methionyl-tRNA aminoacylation
Cellular component (GO): cytosol; aminoacyl-tRNA synthetase multienzyme complex
Molecular function (GO): ATP binding; methionine-tRNA ligase activity; tRNA binding
Source: RefSeq, a predicted model, not a curated record
UAUAUUUACCUUAUUUUCUUUCGUAAGACUCCACCAGAAAAGCCAGUCAUCGAAGCAAUUUUUUAGGCCUGGAGAUGGGCGACAACGGUGGCGCAGCAGCCAAACUUCCGAUUCCUGGGAAGCGGAACAUCCUCAUCACCAGCGCUUUGCCAUAUGUUAACAACGUCCCUCAUCUCGGGAACAUUAUUGGAUGCGUGCUGAGCGCUGAUGUUUUCGCGAGGUACUGCCGGAACAGAGGGUACAACGCUAUAUAUAUUUGCGGUACGGAUGAGUACGGAACUGCAACAGAGACCAAGGCAAUGGAGGAGGGCUGUUCUACCAAGGAAAUUUGUGACAAGUAUCAUGUUAUUCACAAAGAGGUAUACGAGUGGUUUGGUAUAAGGUUUGAUGAGUUUGGGCGAACUUCAAGUCCACAACAGACUGAAGUUUGUCAAGCAAUUUUUAAGAAACUGUUGGAGAAUAAUUGGCUUUCAGAAAACACUAUGCAGCAGUUAUACUGUGAUUCUUGUAAGAGAUUCUUGGCUGAUCGGCUUGUGGAGGGUAAUUGUCCAACACCAGGUUGUAAGCAUGAUUCUGCUCGUGGAGAUCAGUGUGAAAAGUGUGGGAAGCUUUUGAAUCCCACGGAACUUAUAGAACCAAAAUGCAAGGUUUGUCGCAGUGCUCCACGUAUUUGUGAUACAAAUCACUUGUUUCUUGAGCUUCCUCUACUGAAGGAUAAGUUAGAAGAGUAUAUACAGACCAUGUCAGUGGCUGGGGGUUGGAGUCAGAAUGCCAUCCAAUCAACACAUGCUUGGCUUAGAGAAGGGCUGAAACCACGAUGUAUCACGAGAGACUUGAAAUGGGGAGUUCCUGUGCCACAUGAGAAAUUCAAGGACAAGGUUUUCUAUGUAUGGUUUGAUGCCCCCAUUGGAUAUGUCUCAAUAACUGCAUGCCACACAACAGACUGGGAGAAGUGGUGGAAGAAUCCUGAAAACGUGGAACUCUACCAGUUUAUGGGCAAGGACAAUGUUCCUUUCCAUACUGUAAUGUUCCCCUCCACUCUUCUUGGGACAGGUGAAAAAUGGACUUUGAUGAGAACCAUCAGUGUUACAGAAUAUUUGAACUAUGAAACAGGGAAAUUUUCAAAGAGCAAGGGUAUAGGAGUAUUUGGAAAUGAUGCAAAAGACACAAAUAUACCCGUGGAAGUAUGGAGAUAUUAUUUGCUGACCAAUAGGCCAGAAGCAUCAGAUACCCUGUUCACUUGGUCUGAUUUGCAAGCAAAAUUGAAUAGCGAGCUUCUGAGCAAUCUGGGAAAUUUCAUCAACCGAGUUUUGAGUUUCAUUGCCAAAGAGCCAGGUUCAGGAUAUGGUUCAGUGAUUCCUGAUGUUCAGGGUGCAGAAUCUCAUCUAUUAACAAAAGCUUUUGGAGAGAAAGUUGGCAAUUAUGUGGAGCAGUAUAUAGAAGCAAUGGAAAAGGUGAAGCUAAAGCUAGGUUUGAAGCUUGCUAUGUCUGUAUCUGGUGAAGGAAAUGCAUAUUUGCAAGAAAGCCAAUUUUGGAAGCUUUACAAAGAGGAUCAGCCAACUUGUUCAGUGGUCAUGAGGACUUCUGCUGGAUUAGUUUAUCUUCUUGCAUGCCUCUUAGAACCUUUUAUGCCAUCUUUCUCCCUUGAGGUACUUAAGCAGCUCAAUUUGCCACUUGACGGACAAAUUUCUCUUUCCAAUGAGAAAGGUGAUGUUGAAAGGGCUAAAAGACCUUGGGAGAUUCUACCUCCUAGUCAUAAAAUUGGAAUACCUGCACCUUUGUUCAGAGAAAUGAAAGACGAGGAAGUGGAGUUCUAUAGAGUGAAAUAUGCUGGAAGUCAAGCAGAUAGACUUGUGAAGGCCGAAGCUGAAUCUCAAUCAAAACAUUUAGCUGAACAACUCAAGAAAACCAAAGUAUCAGAUGGGAACACUGCGAAUAAGGAUCGACCAAGAAAGUCUUCUGAUACAAAACCCAAAGCUUCAGCUCCUUCUAAUACCGAAAUUUCCAUUAGUAGACUAAACAUUCGAGUUGGUCUCAUAACGAAGGCCGAAAAACAUCCUGACGCCGAUUCUUUAUAUGUGGAGGAGAUAGAGGUUGGUGAACCAUUGCCUCGCACUGUUGUGAGUGGCCUAGUCAAAUAUAUACCCAUAGAAGAGAUGCAGAAUCGCAAGGUAUGUGUUCUUUGUAACCUGAAACCAGCAACAAUGAGGGGUAUAAAGUCUCAAGCAAUGGUUCUUGCAGCUUCUAAUUACGAUCAGACAAAGGUUGAGUUGGUCGAACCUCCCCAAGGCGCCCUUGUUGGUGAGAGAGUUACAUUCCCAGGGUAUGAAGGUUUGCCAGAUGAUCUCCUAAAUCCUAAGAGGAAGGUUUGGGAAACUGUCCAAGUGGAUCUCCAUACAGAUAAAGAUUUGGUGGCACGGUACCGCGAUUCGCCAUUAACAACAGCAGCAGGUGUAUGCAAGGUUGCAUCAAUCAGUGAAGGAUCAAUAAGAUAGAUAUCUUCCUGAGAGAUUCUGGCCAAUGAAUACUUGAUAUUGGUCAACUUAAUUUCUGAUUGACGAAGAAAAGGAGUGAAGGUUAGACAUAAUCGUACGACACAAAAUAUAUGUUUUAUAGCAAUUUGUCCACGUGUAAAAACUCUUACACACAUACAUACAACGUUGCCGCGACUCUUGUAGAUAGCUCUUGAAACUGUACUGCAGUUGGUUUUCUAUAUCUGCGGCUUGAUGGAGUCUGAAGGAAGCUCCAGGGAUCAAACUCAUUCAUUCAGAUUAGAAGAUCUUCAAGGUGGAAGGGAGUUGUGUAUAAGUAAGGUGAGUUCUUGUAAUAUAUAUACACCUUAAUUAAUGCUUGAAGUUAUAUUUUGUA